UCGAGGGAUCACGAUAACUCUGCGUAUGUACGUGGAUGGUGCAAGGAGAGAUUGCGUCAGCCGUGCGUCACGGCUGCCAGACCUGUAGCACGACAAAACUCUCUCAAAUGGAGACUGCAGAUCAUUAUUGCCGAAUAUAUCGUGGUGUUUGUUGCGCUUUUUAGAGUAAGAAAAUACUUGUCGCAUCUAAAGGAUUGCACUGAAGCGGAGAUGAACAAAAGUAACAACUAUUCAGAAUUUUACUUAAAUCAAGAAGUUUGCGAUGAAGAACGAUGGGCAACGCAAAUAUACAUUGGAAUAUUGGCAGGAAUGCUUGUUGUGGCCUUUUAUUUUCUGAUUAGUUUGGCGGUGGCACUCUGUCGUUCUCGAAAAGGUCCGACUGAUGCAAAUUGUACUGUUCAGUAUGCUACUGUUCUUCGUGGACUGCUUGUCGUUGUCAUUGUGACCAUUAACUUACGACUGAUCAUAGAUAUUUUACAACUGGGACUUGGAAAAAAUGGCUUCGGCUCCUUUGCCGCAAUAUUUAUAUCAAAGAGCGCCUUGACGACAUUGGGCACCGCAUGCGUCUAUGCUUUUCUAUGGUUACGGCAAUGGGUUUUGUACGACCAACCGAUUCUGAAGAAAGUGAAGACAACAACUUUCAAAAUUUUCAAUAUACUGGUUUUGAUUCUCACAGUUACUCUGGCUGCAAUGGGUCCCGUUCUUGAAGCAAGAUAUGUACAGAUGGAAUUGACAGAGGACGGAUGCAUGUUAGUUCGAGCGAGCAGAUGGGGAGUUGCUCUUGGAAUUUACACGGGAUUCUCCCUUGCCUAUCAACUGAUUCUGCUGGGAUUUUUCAUCUAUCCAGUGAAGCAAACUCACUCUCACAUAUCGGACGAACCAAAAUCGAAAAUAGCACCGAUUGUCAAAAGAUGCACGUUAGCUGCAGCUGCGUGUGUGUUUAAUGAAAUCGUUUUCAUCGCUGUUCACAAUUUAAUUGAACGCCCUGUUAUGUUGAACACCGUUACCAUGGACUUGAAACUAAUUGUUUAUUACAUUUGCAUGGUGGCAUCUUAUAACGACUGGAAGGUUAAAAUUCUGCUCUUCGUAUCUCACCCGGAACGCAUACAUUCUUUGUCAAGGGUUGGCACCGAUUUUCGAUCGAAACUCAGCAGCGCGGGAGACGUGGAAGCCAAAAAUCUUAAAGGAGAUAUUUAGCUUCUCCGUAUUUGUUUCCAUUGCCCUAUUUGUACACUGUUAAAAACUUGUUAGUCAUUGCUCCAGGAAAUGCGAAAAAGCAUGCAUGAUUUUGAAUGGUUGCGUUUACAAGACUAUGAUCGUGAAUUUGGAACAUCUGUAAAAAGAACCAUAAUUGUAAACCUGCAAGACAGUACCAUCAUUUGCUGCUUGCGCUUGGCAAUACACUUCGAUUAGUAAUCUGAACUGUCUGUCAAUAGAUCUUUCUUGGUUAGGGACAUUUUGGUUUUUCGUGAAGAGAAUGAACUGGUCAAGUUGAAUUGACGAUACUACCAGUAAAUAAAUAUUUGAUAUAUUUUAGGCCCCAAAAGUAACGCGCAUAAGGCAACUGCUUUGUGAUAUGCGAUGACUCUUUUAUGACCAAGGACACACUAGUCUGGCAAUGAGCCGCUGGUCUGUUUUCCGAGCGGCUUCCGCUUGACACAUUACAAUGUUUAUGUAGAACUUCGCUUUAGUGUGCUUUUAUUAUUUAAAUCUUUUUCUUGCUUUAAUUACAUUUAUCAUACUUUAUUGCUCAUGGUUAAUAUUUUGAAUGUAAACUAAUAAAAUUGAACAAAU
This is a messenger RNA of Styela clava, 1794 nucleotides long. RefSeq lists its product as uncharacterized. The record is from RefSeq and is a predicted model, not a curated record. NCBI's taxonomy places the organism in Eukaryota, Metazoa, Chordata, Ascidiacea, Stolidobranchia, Styelidae.